This is a messenger RNA of Andrographis paniculata, 3125 nucleotides long. Its product is annotated as serine/threonine-protein kinase-like protein CCR1. NCBI's taxonomy places the organism in Eukaryota, Viridiplantae, Streptophyta, Magnoliopsida, Lamiales, Acanthaceae. Gene Ontology annotation, biological process: protein phosphorylation. The transcript has a single exon. Gene Ontology annotation, molecular function: protein binding; protein kinase activity; ATP binding. Bases 585 to 2909 code for a protein of 774 amino acids. The record is from RefSeq and is a predicted model, not a curated record.
AUGUGUCAGUCGAUCCAGUCUCGAGUCGUGCCCCACUUGUCAUCAUUUCUUCCACACAAGAGAAGAGAAGACGUGCACCAACUGGGCUCAAUUUCUUGAUCUCAUCUGCACCAUUAAUGGAGUCCCUCCCUCCCUCCCUCCCUCAGUGGACCCGACAAGAAUUCGGAUAUUGGCCGCCUUCAAAUAUCUGGUUUUCUGUAUUUGCUGCUCGCUUUCUACCCCAAGUAGAAGUAGGCCAUCCCCAAUUCCUCCAUCUUCUAAUUAACCUCGCGAGUUCUUUGUAGAAUCAAUGGUGUCCGCCUGAAAUUGCCCAACCAAGAAUCAAGAAAUUAGGGUUUACAGAUGGUAAAAUAUUGGGGGAAAAUUUUUACUGGAGAGGAAGCAGAGAAGAUUUGAAACUGUAAAAAUGGCAAUGACAGCCGCAGAGCCCACCCCACCCACGUUCUCUCGUCCUCAUCAGCAGCUCCACAACAACAAGUCCAACCUCAUCGCUGUCCCAUCUUCUCUCUCUCACACUUCCCAACUUUCUCACUCCAUGUCCUUUGUACCUCCUCUCUGUACUCCUCCUUUCUUCCACCGAAGCCAUGAAACUUCCUCUCCGAUUCAUUCAUGGCCCUCUGUCGAAUCCAGCGUUUUAUUCUGCUCCUCUCCUGCUUCUCCUGAUUCUCGCCGGAACCGCCUCCGGAUUCGGAUCCAUGGGCCCCAUCGCAGCGUCGUUCGGAGAUUACGCCCUCUUCUGUGCCAUUGACGCCAGCGGGAAGCAGGCCGUGAUCUGCUGGGACGCCAAUAACAGCUCCUCCACCGCCUCCAGUUUGUUGCACUACUCCAGCGUUCUGCCUCCGAUGGCCGCCAUCUCCGGCGGGGAAGGAUUUCUUUGCGGCAUUUUGGUGAACACUUCGCAGCUACUGUGCUGGGACUCCAUGGGAACCGCUAAAACCUCCGAUCUCAUCCCUCAGGUAUUCAAGACCAAUACUUACUCUCAUGUCGCCGCCGGUAAGGACCACGUUUGUGCGAUCCAGGGACUCUACUAUUCCAAUGAUAAUUCCGGUGACGUCCAUUGUUGGGAUAUCGUCAGGGUGUCAAAUACCAGUUUGACCUCAGCACAGAGUCCCCGCUUCUACGAUCAGAAUGUUAACCUCAAGAAAUUAGUCUCCGGCGAUGGCUUUGCCUGCGGCAUUAACAGAGAAGGAGCGCUUUCGUGUUGGGGCCCCAAUUCCGGCGAUCUAGGCAUCGCCGGAGUGUCUGAAAACUUUUCGAUCUUAGCUUCCGGAUUAGACUCACUCUGUGGCGUUUCACAGACGUCUGGUGAGAUCAAAUGCUGGGGUAAUAGUAGUUCGUAUGCUAAUCCUCCUGUCGGGAUCAGAUUCGUGUCCUUAGCAUCCGGCGCCCGCCAUUUUUGCGGGAUUAGAGAAGACGAUCAUGGGAUACAAUGUUGGGGGAACUUCAAUGAUUCAUUGAUACCCAAAGGUCCUGGCUUUCUUGCCAUAGCUUCAUCCAACUUUCUUACAUGUGGUAUUAGGGAAAGCGAUUUAGUCCUGGAUUGUUGGUUCACCAAUUUAUCAGCUCGGCUCGAUUAUGAUCCUCCAUUGCAGCUCUGCAGUCCAGGGCUAUGCACCGCCGGGCCUUGCAGGGAAGGGAUGUUUGCUUUCAAUGCCAGCCUUCUGAACGAGCCUGAUCUGACUAGCCUGUGUGUUCGGAAGGAGCUAAGCAUAUGUUCGCCUUGCGGCCUAAAUUGUUCCGAAGGCUUUUUCGCAUCCAGUCCGUGUACUUCGUAUGCAGACAGGGUUUGUACGCCAUGCUCGCUCUGUCAGAACAGCUCUUGUUGGGAUGUUUGCCGGCUGCAGUCGUCCCCGGGGAUGCAGAAGAAGCAUUGGGAUCAAUUUCGGCAGCUGCUGCUAAUAGUCGGCUCCUCAGCUUCCGGAUUCGUGUUAAUUUUAUUCGCCUGGUGUCUUUUACCGCGCGUGAUGAUCAUCAAGAACGAAGAAGGGAAGAAACAGUUCCUGCCGUGUAUGCGCAAGGCUGAUCCGGAAUCGGAUGGAAAUCUCGAUCAACACCCUCCAGCAUCAGUUGCUCCAGCGUGCCCUGGAGUCGCUCAAGUUUUCCGGCUAUCGGAGCUGAAGGACGCGACGAAUGGAUUCAAGGAGUUCAACGAGCUUGGCAGAGGAAGCUACGGAUUUGUGUACAAAGCUGUUCUUCCCGACGGGAGGCAAGUCGCGGUGAAGAGGGCUAAUGCUGCGACGAUAAUCCAGUCGAAUAGCCGGGACUUUGAAAUGGAGUUGGAAGUCCUCUGCAAUCUUCGCCACGCCAAUAUUGUGAACCUGUUGGGCUAUUGCGCCGAGAUGGGCGAAAGGCUGCUGGUCUACGAGUACAUGCCACAUGGGAAUCUUCACGAUCAUCUCCAUGGAGGAUUAUCUAGCCUGAAUUGGAGCCUGCGGCUUAAAAUCGCCAUGCAGGCUGCCAAGGGGCUCGAGUAUCUCCACAAUGAAGCUGCGCCACCUAUAGUUCAUUGUAACAUUAGGAGCUCGAAAAUACUUUUGGAUGCUGAUUGGGCGGCCCGGAUCGCAGAUUUCAGGCUGCUUACGCCGAGUGAAAGGGAUGUUAAUGCGGAGAUGAGAAGGGACGUCUACGGAUUUGGGAUCGUGCUUCUUGAGAUUCUUAGCGGGAGGAAGUCUUACGACGCGGACUGUGUUCCUCCCGACAUUGUGGAUUGGGCGUUGCCGCAGAUACGACAGGGAAGGGCGGCUGCCAUUAUUGAUCGAUACAUUGCUCUGCCGAGAAAUGUCGAGCCUCUGCUGAAACUUGCGGAUAUUGCAGAGCUUGCUUUGAGGGAAGAUGGGGAUGGAAGGGGUUCGAUGGCGGAUUUGGCGGUUGCGUUGGAGCAGUUGGUGAAGGAUGGAUUGAUAUUGUAGGUUCGGGUUGUCUUUUUUGCAUUUGAUUCUUGAAAAGCCAGACGGAUUUGUAAGGUAAGUUAGCAUUUUUUUGUGAGGAAUGCUCUCCUACAACUGUACAUUACAUUUCUCAUCACAUUAAUUGUAAAGUUUGUUGUUGAAUGAUUCUUCGAUCUUUGUGAUUCUUGAUACAUUCUUGAAUGUAAGAACAAUAAUAUGUUUUGCUUUUUUAUUUUA